Messenger RNA from Acanthoscelides obtectus, 459 nucleotides. Lineage: Eukaryota; Metazoa; Arthropoda; Insecta; Coleoptera; Chrysomelidae. The record is from the annotation of a GenBank genome assembly.
UACAAAUCAUGACUUACGCAGCAGUAGCUUGGGGCUACGUUUCCAAAACGAUGAAGAAGAGGCUCCAAGCUCAACAAAACAUGGCACUCCGUGAAGCGGUGGACGCACCGUGGUAUGUACCUAACAGAGUGCUAUAUGACGAACUACGACAGGUACCGGUCGUAAUCCAGAUGAGAGAGAGGGCCAGAAAGUUCUUUGAAAAGAAAUAAAGUUCUUUGAAAAGAAAUGUGCUGAUUGAAGCCGCCUUGGAUUACGACCCAAGAACAAUAAGGCGUCAUAAAAGACCGAAAAGCCAGCUGCAACAAGAAGAUAUUUGGCCCUAGCAGCUGAUCAGGCCAAAGAAAAGGGGAGAAGACCGACAAUAGUUGUACACCCAAGAGGGGAAAGAACAGCCCGUGUACAACGGGUGGACAAAAAGAAGCCUGUCGAUUGAGGUGGCCAGAGUCAAGCACGGACUCG